Coniophora puteana RWD-64-598 SS2 is the source of this 1446-nucleotide messenger RNA. RefSeq lists its product as uncharacterized. The record is from RefSeq and is a predicted model, not a curated record. The transcript is spliced from 5 exons. The coding region runs from base 8 to 1378 and encodes 456 amino acids. Lineage: Eukaryota; Fungi; Basidiomycota; Agaricomycetes; Boletales; Coniophoraceae.
GGUACUCAUGCACUCACCCGACCCCGGACGAAACUUCGGCACGAAGGGCGACAUCGAGGAUAGCCCGCCUCUGCGGGCGACAUCAUUUGCCUCCCUGUUAGGAAGCAUGCAGAACAUCUUCCAGCCCGCUAUCCGCUCGCUCGCCUUCAAGCGCACUGACGAGCUCUUCGCUCGAGAACAGGACGCGAGCCUAGAGCACGAUCGGUCGAGCCUGCGUGAUGCGAUGGCCAAGGCGGAGGCUACAGUCACCGAGCAGGGAACGCGUCUUCGAUCGAUAUCCACGGACAUGGCGACAGUGAAGACCGAUGCUCUGUCUCUGCGGGAUGGCAGUGGAACCCGUGGUCUCACAGACGUAGACGACCCGUUUCGGGGUUCUUCGAUACCGAGGAGCCCGUUACUUGGAGAGUCGACGCGGCCGCGACUGUCGCUGGGGUCAUUUGACGAGACGGUGGUUUCGUCGACUGCGUACGAUGACUCCGUGAUGGGGUCUUGUAUGUCGCCCUCCUCGGAUGGAUCGGCCACGUCCGUUCCGUCAUUCUGCAUCACGUCUCCUGCGUACCCCGAGCCAACUCCUACUCGCCGGCGCGUGUCUUCGUUGUCGGCAAAGCGCAGCCUCUUCUCGAUCAACGAGGACCUGCUUCGAAACAUGGUGGAGUCUAUCGUUGACGAGCGGUUUUCCGAGCACGAGAAAGGAUUCCGACAACGUCAACAAGUCCGACGCGACGAGAUGUACGCCGACGUCGUCGGGUGGGCAAUCAAGCUCGAAUCCGAGCAGCGGAAAAUCGUGGAUCGAGUCGCGUCGGAGGUCGAAGAAGCUCGGAAGCAGGUAUCCGAGCUUGCCGCGUCCGUCAGGCAGAACGUCAGCGGAGACCGAGGAGACACCCCUCCCCCUUGUUCAGUGAUCUACUCCAUGUCUUUGACUCCGUCUGAGUCGACAGCUACGGUGAAAUCACGCGACCACCUUGGCGAUGCUGGCCAUAUUCCCGCCAAGGGCCGUCGCAAAACUGAAAUAGGCGCGAAAGUGAUUAAGCCUACAACUGCCAACCCAGUUCGCCUUCGCGCGACGAACAAAGGCGGGGCUCACGGGGGAAAGCCUCUUUUAAAACCAUCUGCACCUCGUACGAAACCGGCUAUAAAGACCAGCAUACAUCCGGCUCAGAGUCAUAAUGCCAAACUCAGGAAAGAAACAAAUUUGCGCCCUAAGGUCCAAGAGCAGAAUGACUCCAUUGCGAAGGCAUCGGACGCUAAUCCAGCCAAUCACGGCUGUCUCUCUCAGACCCGGAUUCCCGAGCCAUCGAAGGGUGUUCCGUCUGCUACGUGCUCUGCGCAUAGGCGUCGACCUGGAAGCCAGGAGUUGUCAUGUAUGUUUUUACGCUGAGCGUAAUCUCGGUGCAGUCGUCGCUCACCAAAGCUACAGUUAUGUCAGUUGCAUCAUCGCGUUCUUGU